Molecule: messenger RNA, 1392 nt
Organism: Saccharomyces paradoxus
Lineage: Eukaryota; Fungi; Ascomycota; Saccharomycetes; Saccharomycetales; Saccharomycetaceae
Gene: VHS1
Product: putative serine/threonine protein kinase VHS1
Exons: 1
Coding region: 1-1392 (463 amino acids)
Biological process (GO): protein phosphorylation; mitotic DNA damage checkpoint signaling
Cellular component (GO): cytoplasm; nucleus
Molecular function (GO): protein serine/threonine kinase activity; ATP binding
Source: RefSeq, a predicted model, not a curated record
AUGAUGAUGUUCCACAAUUGCAGAAUCAAUAACUAUUUAAUAACUUCUCAAAUUGGAGAAGGCGCGUACGGUCUGGUCUACCAUGCCGUAGAUAUUCGUACCGAUAAGGAAUACGCUAUCAAAGCAGUAGUUCAAAGUUACAGCGUUACGAAGGAAGCCGAUAUUGGCGAUGACAAAAUACACAAGAAUAGCGCCAAAUUGCAAAAGAGACUCGGUAAACUCUUCAAGGAAUCGAAAAACAUUGUCAGAAUACCCUCUAUAGAUCUUGAAUCGAUUGAGAAUAUGUCAGAGGAAGAUUUUAAAAAACUGCCUCACUAUAAAGAGAUUUCGUUACAUCUAAGAGUCCAUCGUCAUAAAAAUAUUGUCACCAUACAUGAGGUACUGCAAUCGGCAAUCUGCACGUUCAUUGUCAUGGAUUAUUACCCCACGGAUCUAUUCACGUCUAUUGUAGAUAACAGACAUUUCGUCACUAAUGGUUUGCUAGUGAAAAAGGUCAUUCUACAAAUUUGCUCCGCUCUUAGUUAUUGCCACGACCACGGCAUCUAUCACUGUGAUAUCAAGCCUGAAAAUUUGCUACUGGAUGCGGAUGACAACGUUUUCCUUUGCGAUUUUGGCCUGUCCACUACUUCUGCAUACAUAAAGCCAAAUGUCUGUAUUGGCAGCUCAUAUUAUAUGCCCCCUGAAAGAAUCUCAUUCGAUAAUGGGAGAUUGUCCAGCUCUAAGAGUGGAGGUCGUAAAUUGGGAAAAGUUUGUGCCUCAUGCAACGGCGAUUUGUGGUCAUUAGGUAUCAUCCUUAUCAACUUGACAUGCAUCAGAAACCCCUGGCUGAAGGCCGACAAAGCUGAGGAUAACACCUACUAUUAUUUCACCAAAGACCCCAAUAUAUUAAAGCAAAUCCUACCCCUUUCCGAUGACUUUUACUCAUUAGUAACCAAGAUUUUACAAGUGAAUCCCAAGAAUAGAAUAAGCUUGCAAGAAGUGAUGAAAGAAGUUAGUUCUAUCACAAGCUUCACCAAUGAAGGCCCGUUAUCAAAAGUACCCCCUCUUUCCAAAUCUGUUUAUGAAAAGUUCACCAGUCCCGUCGACAACACGAGUAGAAAUUCGCCAGAAAAUCAAUACACGCAUGUGCCCAAUAGUAAGGUCGGCAAGAAUCUAUCUUAUACGUCUUCAAGUGAGGAGGAGGAUGGAGUCAAAGAAGAAGAAAAUGACGAUGAUAAUGGCAGUCGCAGUGGCAGUCUCGGAACGCUAGACACAGACACUGGAUUGCAAUCUUCAUUCACGAGCACUUCCUGCGAGUCCGAUAACGAAUGCUCCAAGAUUUCGAGUAAGUUUUCUUUGUUUGAAAAAAAAUUCAAUGAACUUCGUAUGAGUUCCUCUUCUUUAACCAACUAG